Messenger RNA from Pisolithus orientalis, 2842 nucleotides. RefSeq lists its product as uncharacterized. Bases 50 to 2530 code for a protein of 826 amino acids. The transcript is spliced from 6 exons. NCBI's taxonomy places the organism in Eukaryota, Fungi, Basidiomycota, Agaricomycetes, Boletales, Pisolithaceae. The record is from RefSeq and is a predicted model, not a curated record.
UAGGCGUCAUGCUGUUAACCGGCUGGCUCAUGUUCAAGGCAGUAGUUGCAUGGAACUUUCAGUACCAUUGUCGCAAGAUUCUGGCGGUCAGCCAAACCCAAUUUUCGUAGAUGCGCAUGGAAACGCUUGCAAGGUGAACGUGCAAGCGGUUGAACUCGAAGGUCGUCCGAGGCUGGUGCGAACCCUGAAGAGUGCGGGUGCCACAGUCAUCAGUAAUACAAAAGACGCAGAUAUCAUACUUGUUGACCCUUCGACAGAAUGUGGACGACGUCUUAUUCGAAUGUGGGGAAAGGAUCUCUCAAAAGUCGUUCUUCACCGCGAGUGGGUCAAACUAUCCAUAAGCAAUGGUCACCCAUUACUUCAAGCGGACGGGUGGGGCGGUAUGCGGGCUGUGGAUGAUGGACUACCUGUCAGGAUAGACGGUGUCACUGUGGACGAGGAACCGGUAGAAGACCUGAUUAGCAAAAGUCCAUUGCCUACACCAAGAAUCACACCUGUCGACUCCUCGAUGCCGAGCCCUGAAGUUACAAACUUGCCCCCACGCACCACUGCUGGGGCUUGGCAGUCGUCCACGUCUUGUGCAGCAACAGCCCCACCAUCCGUAACUACAUAUACCAGCCCUUCGGCAUUAGAAGUCCCUCCUUCGAGUCAAGAUCAGUCUCCUUUCUCACUAUACCAAACGCAGACUGGCGCAUCCUUCCCAUUUGUAACCGCUCAGACGCAACCCCAUGUAUCACCGAUACCAAACUCUUACGGCUCUCUCAUCCCACCCCCUUCCGCAUUUCAGCAGGCCAUGACACUUUCUGCACCGUCAUUUUACACCGCGUUCAUGACGAUGUUGGAGGUUGUGGCCCGCAGUGGGGCUACCGCCAACCAGGCUCCUCGCUGGGGCGGAGAUACGCCUGAAUCUCAAAUGUACUCUAACAUCCUCCGACCAACACAUCCUUCUCAGCCAACUCUAAGCACUCCGUCGUUUCCACUUUCCUCUCAGCCAACUUCAGGUGUCCCAUUGUUUCCACCUUCUCACUCCCAGAUCGCAGCCGAGCAUACAGUUACCAAUGGGUCCGAAGUCUUGCCAUCGCAUGAUCACAGUGCAAAUGAUGAUGAGCAUAGCUCCUCCCUAGGUAUGGAUGUGACCAAUAGCCAUCCUCCGUUCGUUCGAGAUGCCCCCCUUCAUUUAUCGCCUCGUCAAUUGUCCACCGAGCCCCCUUCAUCACAUGUGUCUCGCAAGCACGCUGCGACCAUCAAGGCGGCCCUACCUCCCCCAUCGAUAACCAAGAGAAGAAGAAUGGCUGCCGCGCCCUUGAACUCUGAUGAAGCUGAGCCCCACACCGACGCGUCGCCGAAUUUACAGGACACUCCUGUGCAACCAUCCUAUCCCUCCACUCCCCCGGAACCUGCAAGAAUUGUUAUAGAUCGCAGAAAUCCUUGUGAAACUUUCUCAUCUGGAGGGGAAUCCGUGAACUUCUAUGUUCAAGUUGACCUUCAUAGACGCCAUAAUGUAGUUUCAAAUAUUAAGAAACACAAAGGCAGGAUUGUCAACAACAUUCCUGAUGCCGACUACGUCAUCGCCUCCACUCGGGCGAAGUCGUACGAUUGGGUGCUCAAGGAAGCUACUUCCCUCGGGAAGAUUCCUAUACAGAGUGCUUUCGUAACUGACUGUAUAGAUGAAAACGCUAUCCUGGAUGAAACACCUUACGCCCUGGAAGCUGAAACGAGUAUCCGCUAUGUUAGGCGCGGCCGACCUGGAGCCUUUUCCGAAGUCAAAUGGGAGAAGUCAGCCGACAAGUCUAAUAAAAAACCUAGGGCUUCGGUAGUCAAAACAGAAAAGCUGGACAGUCCAUCGAAGAUACUGCUGGAAGAUGAUGAUUUACAACAACGUUCUACGCGUGGGAAGACUCCGCCGCCGCCAGGAACUUGCCAACGUAUGUCCGGGGGGAAAUACUACUUUACAGCGGAGGAGAAUGAGUACUUUUGUCAGUUUGCGCAAUACCAUCUUGGUUGGGAUCCGUCAAUGCCCACCCAUGCACUGAUACAGAGGUUGUGCGAAAAGAUGCCUCACCACACUAGUGCCUCAUGGCAAAACCAUAUUUCCCAAAAACUUAAGACCAAACUGGAACAUAUUCGAAAGAGGGCAAGCAUCGCUAAGCGCAAGGGCACAACAGACGAUGAUCAGCCUCGUUCUUUCGAAGGUACCAGUGGUAAUCGUGUGCCUUCUGACGCCGUGCCGUAUAAGAGACGUAGGAUGAGUUCAAGCCCCUCGAUGAUCACCCAGGAUGAUCCGUUGCCGCCAACGGUGGACUCAGACCAAGAUCCAGAGAAGGAUGACUUUGAUAAUAUAUGCUCCUUCUUUGCUUUGGGUGGAGGAGAUGAUGACGAUGACGAGCGUGUUUGGCAAGCGCUGGCAGGACAACGACCCUGUAAAACAGCCAAAUCCUGGCCUGAAUAUUAUGCAGCGCACAAAGAGGCGGUCUAUGCUCGUAUCGAGGAGCUUAUGGCUGGACUGGCUGCGAGAAGGGACAACUCGUGAUCUUACCCACAGAUCAUAACGCGACACCGUGCAUUUUGCUGUUACAAACGCAACGCGAGUUAUUGUAGAACACGCCUCUCACUAAUUGUUAAUUUUGGGUCGAGUAUAAAUGUACUUUCCAAGUAUAAGUAUAGCUGGUUCACUCAGACGGGGGGUUACGCUGGAGGGAGAUUGGUAGAGAUUUGAAGAACCGUUUCUGUUUUUCCUCCCUAACUUGCUUGCGUUCACCAGCGAGCUGCCCAGCAUAGUCGAAGGUACCCAUAGCAGCGCCGGCCACGGCGCAAGAGCCAAGAGCCAUCGGAAGGGAACGUG